CAAACAUGCACCAUGUCCUCCUCACUGCUUUGUUCAGUUUCUCCUGUUUGCAGUAUCAGUGAACUGCUCUGACGUUCAGCAGGAAUCAUGAUAACGCGAGGUUUGUUCCUGACUUGUGGCCUGGUUUAUACUACACUCCUCUGAACUGUCUCUGGGAUUGCACUUGGAAAGAACCGUAAACUCCUGUGAGGAAAUAAACAGCUGGACUCCAACAUCCACAAAGCAGAUCGCGUGAAAAGCAUUUGUUGUGGCCUCUCGUGCUGUUCGCGAGCGUCCAACUGAAGGUUGGCCCACAGCGCUGAUCUAAUAGGCGCGUGGACACAGCAUCACAUAGCCUGCAUAUGUUUAUAGAUCUAUGCUUUUUAUUUCAGGUCAUCCUCCAGCAGCGCGCUCACACUCACCAACGCACCCUGCUCCCAAUGUUUACUUCUCCGGCGUGUCUUCUCCAGCCAGGGAAAAGUAAUGCUGUGCUUUAUUCUACAUCAUUUUAUAACAAGCUGCUCGAACACAUAUGACGUUUUGGAACACGUAUUGAAAUGUCUUCAGGGAUGAUGCAGUAGCUGGCAGCAGUGUGAACAGUUAGACUGCUUCCUCUCUCGGGCAGCGAGCUGUCGUCGACAGUUGCAGAUCCUCUCCGGCUCCAUGAUGGCGAUGUUUCGGAGCUUUGUCUCGGCGAGCACACAGCUCAGACAGCAGCAGCAGCAGCCUAACAGCGGCUCAGGUUCACUGGCAGCCCCGGCGGAGAGUGUCGAGAGCCAAUUCUCCUGUCCCAUCUGCCUGGAGGUCUACCAUAAACCCGUCAGCAUCGCCAGCUGUGCUCACACGUUCUGUGGGGAGUGUCUGCAGCCAUGUCUACAGGUGGCCUCCCCACUUUGCCCUCUCUGUCGGGUCCCCUUUGACCCCAAGAAAGUGGAGCGCUCCAGCAGCGUGGAGAAGCAGCUGGCCUCAUACAAAGCUCCCUGCAGGGGCUGUAGCAAGAAGGUGUCUCUGGUAAAGAUGAGGUCCCACAUUUCUUCGUGUUCUAAAGUCCAGGAGCAGAUAGCCAACUGUCCCAAGUUUGUCCCUGUGGUACCCACCUCCCAACCUAUACCAAGCAAUAUUCCAAACCGGUCAACAUUUGUGUGUCCAUUCUGUGGGGCCAGAAACCUGGACCAGCAGGAACUGGUGAAGCACUGUAUGGACAACCACCAUAAUGACCCUAAUAAAGUGGUGUGUCCUGUGUGUUCAGCUAUGCCAUGGGGAGAUCCCAGCUAUAAGAGCUCAAACUUCCUCCAGCAUCUCCUCCACAGACACAAGUUCUCUUAUGACACCUUUGUUGACUACAGUAUUGAUGAAGAGGCAGCACUGCAGGCAGCUCUGGCACUGUCACUGGCUGAAAACUGACACAUCAACACCACCCUGUCUACAUUAGCAUCUGCUCCACCUCAUCCCUCUGCACUGCUGCUGU
Molecule: messenger RNA, 1447 nt
Organism: Scomber japonicus (chub mackerel)
Lineage: Eukaryota; Metazoa; Chordata; Actinopteri; Scombriformes; Scombridae
Product: E3 ubiquitin-protein ligase RNF166
Exons: 6
Coding region: 643-1383 (246 amino acids)
Biological process (GO): ubiquitin-dependent protein catabolic process; protein polyubiquitination
Molecular function (GO): ubiquitin protein ligase activity
Source: RefSeq, a predicted model, not a curated record